Molecule: messenger RNA, 4561 nt
Organism: Dicentrarchus labrax (European seabass)
Lineage: Eukaryota; Metazoa; Chordata; Actinopteri; Moronidae
Product: proteasome subunit beta type-11-like
Exons: 1
Coding region: 595-1734 (379 amino acids)
Cellular component (GO): proteasome core complex
Source: RefSeq, a predicted model, not a curated record
CAUACGCCCUUUGUGAUGCGGGAUUACCUGAUAUUCUGGUGUUGCGAGUUAAACAAUUUGCAUGAGUUGCUUUUAAAGGGCUACCUAGAGUAAGUAAAAGGCUUGGCUAGAAUGACUCUGUUGUGUAACAGAAAUGUGGUUUGACUUAUUUUAUUCCUGAUUCUAUUAGGGAACUUUCCAUGUGAGUGGUGCAUCAAAGCUCAGAGUCUAACUUAAUUUGAUGUGCUCGAGCCAAGGCCUUGCCAUCACCCAGCGUCCUCUAUGGCCUACGCCCACACAAGACUUUGAAGAAAUCUGAUCUGAAAAACAACCUGAUAUCGAAGCCAAAACUAAUUACCCAUGGGCUACUGACUGUUCAUGCUUCAAAGUCAAGGGAAUGAUGCAUCAGUAACUGUUGCUGAUGUUUUUUUUUAGGUGAUCACACGUAGAUGAACACGGUCUUGUUGACUAUAUAAAGGGUGAUUGCUGCUAUAAUAGACAAUCUGUUUUCAACUCUAGAGGGCAUACAAACCUUUGUCAGAUACUUUACAUGAAUAUUUUUUAUCAGACUCAAUAAGAGAGGGUUUCUUUGGACAAAUAAAGUCAUCAUAUUCAAUGGCUUUACAGGAGCUGUGCAAUUUCCAGGAUAUCUUUCAGGAUAGUAUAACCACCUUAUGUUCUUCAGUGCCUUUUGGAAGGAAGACUGGUUGUGACUAUGUGAGCGGGUUGCCCUUUAGCAACAGGACAAAUCUGUUUAAUUUUUUUACACCAGUGGCAGAGUACCUGGAUGAAAGUCCAAUACAGUUUGGGCAAAUCAGCACAAUCCAGAGCUCCAGUGCCAUCUCAUCUCAGGACUCCAUUUUAUCAUCCCUCGCUGUGCCCACAAGCCUUCCUCUGGCCUCCUCUCAGUCUGUCCCUCUGCCUUUUCCCAUGUCUCAUGGCACCACCACCCUGGCUUUCAUGUUUCAGGGCGGCGUGCUGGCUGCAGCAGACACUCGGUCCAGUUGCUCUGGGCUCGUGGCGUGCCCAGCCUCCCAGAAGAUCCUGCCCAUCCACAGUCACUUGGUGGGUACUACAUCAGGUACUUCAGCUGACUGUGCCCUUUGGAAACGGAUUCUGGCCCGAGAACUGCGGCUCUACCAACUCCGCCAUGGUCGACGGUUGUCCACAAGUGGAGCAGCCAAAUUGCUAUCUCACAUGCUUCACCCGUUCAAGGGAACUGAGCUGUGUGUGGCUGCCACGUUGUGCGGCUGGGAUGGAGGAGAAGUAGAUGGAGGUGCAAAGACUGAUCUCAGUGGUCGUAGAGAAACAACAAAGAGUCAAAUGACUGAUCUUGAAAAGACCUCUCUGGCAGAGACAAAGACUCAGAGCUCUGCUUCAAUAACUGGUGGACAACAGUGCUCUGCCAGAAAGAGAGUGAGUUUAUCUGGACCCAGUCUGUGCUAUGUGUGCAGCGAUGGUACUCGCCUGCAGGGAGCGCUCUUCUCUGUGGGCUCGGGAUCACCCUAUGCCUACUCAAUUUUGGACCAAGGGGUUCGAUGGGGACUGACAGUGGAUGAGGCCACAUCAAUAGCCAGAGAGGCUGUGUACAGAGCGACACACAGGGACGCAUACUCGGGAAACUGCGUAGACGUCUAUCACAUCUCCUCAAAAGGAUGGAUUCGCAGGAGCAGAGAGGAUUUGAAAGAGGAAUAUUACAGAGAAAAGGAAAGACAAGAGAGAAGGGAGAGACAGGACGUGACUCCGCCUGAGUAAAGACAUGAAACAAACAAAAAUGGCAUGAGAAAAGAAAGGCAAACAUCGGGGAGUAUUCUGGAGAGAGACGUGACGGCAUCUUUGCAGCAGAUACUAAAUUAAUGAACAGGACAGGCAGUUGCAUCCUCCAGGCUAUUUCUCAAAUGAUUUGUGCAUGCAUAUCGUUCCCUCUAAUAAACAGCUGAUGUUUUGUUUGCGCUGAUGAUAAAAUAUAUUCUAUAACAGCACACUGCUGGCUGGCAUUUUGAUUUAGACAUUAAAGCGCUAUGAAUCACUUCAAGUAUGAGAGAUAAUUACAGCCUACUCCUGCAUAUGUUUGAAUCACAUAGACACACAGAGAAGCAGGAAAAGUGAACAGUCCAAAAAUCUAAAUGCCUGCAGACUGAAGGUCGUAAUGUAUUGCCAUGUAUAAGGGAACUAAUUUAGCCGUAGCAAUAAACAGCAAGGAGUUGAAAACUGAUUUGUGUCCGCUGUCAGAAUUCGUCUGAAGUUUCUUUGACACUUCAAUAAAUUAAUGAAUAAAAGACAUUUUGCUGAACUUGCCUGUUCAUUCUGUUUGAGCAGCCUGGUAGUAAAUUAAGCAUACUAGUAAUUAUUCAAGUGACAAAGGCUGCAAAGGAUAUUAGGGCAAAACGUAUAGAGCCGUUCAUCCUCAUCCUCACUGCCUUUUCAAACUUCAGUGGAGGCAGCCAAAGUGCGGCGGUGAAAGUUUUCAAGGGUGAGACAAUUUACCAUAUGGGAGGACACUUUAUAGCAUAAGGACUAUGCUACAACAUGUCAGAAAGUUGGAGUGGGACUUAAGGUUGUGGUUCUACAUGCUGAUAUGAUGAGCUAUUUUUACAAAGUGACAGAGUUCGUAAUGGCUGAUGUGUGUGUGUGUAUACAUAUCUCUAUCUUUUAUAUAUUCCAAUAAACUACAGGCAGGAUUGUGUGAUGAGGCUGAGCACAUCUCCAGUGCAACAUCAGAGAGCUGAGUGUCUUCUCAAGCCUACACUAAUAGUACUAUAUAAGUGACUGCAGCUUUGAGAGGGGAAAGCCUCCCUUCUUCCCCAACCUCAUCCAUAAUUUCCAUCCUCGGAAAUUCAUUAAUGACAGAAUUAUUGAGAGAGUGAAAAACAAAACAAAACCAAUUUGGUGGUCCAGAUUUGGAAGCUUGCAGGGACAGACGAGUUCAGACAGCGAACAAGGACGGAAUCGUGGUUGUAAUCAAAGUUUUGAGCCUUCGAGAAGAGCUGUGAUUCAGUGGGCGUUAAGGCUUCCUUUGCUUGGCCUCUUUAAAGCUUUUUGUUCAGUUUUUGCUGUUUCUAGUGCUCACAUGCAGACCCCAGAUGAGAGCAGGGAAGAAGUGAAAUGUCAUAGACCCUGCCUCCUAAGAUAUAUCAGUACAUCUGGGGUUUUUUUUACCAUUCGUCUAAAAUAACUUAUGACCCAAACAGCCAGAAAUUUGCCAAAAAAAUAGCUUGACAGCCCGCUCUCACAGUCAGAACAUGUUUUACACUUGUAAAUUUGUCCCUGUGUGCUCUCAGCAGACUGAUUACAGCUUGGCUUUUGUCUUGCUCAGUAGUUUUGGCAUUAAUAAACAUCCGUACUGGGUACAAGGGAUCUGAAGAGCGACCUUAGGGUUGCAAGUUACUUUCUAGUCACAUCAGUGAACACUUGUCUCACCACCACUUGCUUAAAGGCUCGCUUGUUUCUCAUUCAGGAGACAGAACUCAAGACAGAUCAAGAAACAUCGAUGUGCAAAGCAAGACUGCACUCUGUACUUUUUACAGUACUGAGACGCUCAAAGCAUGUGUUUCUGCUGCUGUGCUGAAAGUGCUGUUAUCUUUUUUGCCUAAUUAAAAACAUCUAAAACAUUUGGGCAAGAAACAAACAUAUUCUAUUCCAGGAGGUAUGAGAUAAAAUAUGUAAAAAUAUCACAUUGUCUAAUAUUUUUAGGGCAAUCUCAUGUUACCCUAAUUCCCAAACAGAUACAUAUGGCUUAAUAUUUAGAUCAUGGACAUCCAAAAGACUACAAAUAUAUGAAACAAUUUUGUUUUGAACAUUCAUCCUUGAGUUCUGGAUUAGUAAAUCCACAUUCAUAUUGUCUUUUUAGAAGUUUCUUUUUUUCCUGAGACAAGGAAUUGAGAUUGCUCAUUAAAAUCAGCUUAAAGUCAAGACUUAAUGAGAGACUGCAUUACAUAAAUGUACUGUAUUUUAAAGUGAUCAUCAAUUUCUAAGAAAAAAAACUCACAUCAAGAACAAUCCUUCAAAUCACUGGAGAAGAUGUCCUAUCAAAGUGGGAGGAAAGGGGGUAAUUAUAAUCAUAUAUUGCGACAUGUUUUUAGGGAGUGGGAGAGCACUAAUGGUGAAAUUUCAUCUUUUAAUGCAUCCUUGAGUAGCAAUUUUCUGGUCCAGCUUCUGGGUGGAACAACUAGGAAAAUGCUAACUUACUGAGGAUGAUUAUGCAGACUGGCUGUAUUAAAGCAGAUUACAAAACACUGCUUCAAGGAAACGAUACAGCCUAACCAGAAAAUAUUGAAGGGGCUUAAACGAUUUAUGUGUUGAUGGAAAAAGCUGUGAUAAUAAAUGGGAUAAUUAGUAACCAAAGCUGGGAUUUUGAAGACAAAAUGAGACAACCCAAAAUGGCAAUUAUCAUUAAUAUCAGUGUGGAUAUCAGCAGUGUCUGUGUGGUACUGUGUAUCCUCAGAAAUCCUAUGCUUUUAGGGUUUACCAUAGGGUAAACAGAGCUAGUUAGAACUAAUGGAGAGAGAGAAAGAGAGAGAAAGUGUGAGAGAGAGGGAGGGAUAGACGGAGGAAGAGAGGGGGGGAGAGAGAGACUGGGCUA